AUGGCGACGCUGGGGCUGGACGAAGACGAGCUCAAGUCGGUAGAGCACAUCGUGGCACGGCUGGCCCAGCUAUCCAGCAGCAUUCAAAGCCUCAAGAUGGACAUUCUCAAGAGCAACCCCCUGCCGCACCCCUCGUCCCUCCAGGCGUCUGCGCAGAUCCUCCAGCGCAACCUGCAGUCGGUCCUCGAGAGCCUCAACGACAACGCGGAGCUCUUUACGCGAAUGGUCAUCCACCCGUCGACAAACUACCCCGGCCGGACGCAGGAGAAUAUCCUGACGCAGCUGCUGCGCAAGAAGCUGGAGCCCGAUGUGGAGGAGCUGGUUGCCGAGGGGCGCGAGACGGCGAGGCUCGCAACGGCCGAGGGGAUCGCGGCGCUGCAGGCCAUCUGGGACGAGCUGCGGGAGUGGACGCAGGGGAGGAUCGCGGCCUAUGUGCGGGAGGAGGCUGGGGACGUGUACACCCGCGAGGAGAGGGAGGCCGGGGUGGACAAUGUGAGGACGGGCCUGAGGAGGGGGCUUGACGAGAGCGACGACGAGGACGACGAGGCCGGCGGGGGCGAGGGCGAGGGCGAGGACGAGGACGAGGACGGCGACGAGGACGGCGAGAGGGGCGCCGCGGUGGUGCCUAGGGGCCCUGAGCCGGAGAUGCUCUUGUGGUUCGGGGCCAGGGGCGACUUUGAGCUGCCGCGGAAUGUCGAGUUUGAGCGCAAGGUUGGAGUGAGGAGGGGACUCGAGGGCAUCAAUGUGCCGCCUGACAGGAUGGACAGCGCCGCCUCAUCCUAG
This is a messenger RNA of Metarhizium album ARSEF 1941, 783 nucleotides long. RefSeq lists its product as uncharacterized. Gene Ontology annotation, cellular component: mediator complex; core mediator complex. Gene Ontology annotation, molecular function: transcription coregulator activity; RNA polymerase II cis-regulatory region sequence-specific DNA binding. The coding region runs from base 1 to 783 and encodes 260 amino acids. Lineage: Eukaryota; Fungi; Ascomycota; Sordariomycetes; Hypocreales; Clavicipitaceae. Gene Ontology annotation, biological process: regulation of transcription by RNA polymerase II. The record is from RefSeq and is a predicted model, not a curated record. The transcript is spliced from 2 exons.